Messenger RNA from Entelurus aequoreus (snake pipefish), 2765 nucleotides. Its product is annotated as gastrula zinc finger protein XlCGF8.2DB-like. Gene Ontology annotation, biological process: regulation of DNA-templated transcription. The transcript is spliced from 3 exons. Lineage: Eukaryota; Metazoa; Chordata; Actinopteri; Syngnathiformes; Syngnathidae. The record is from RefSeq and is a predicted model, not a curated record. Gene Ontology annotation, molecular function: RNA polymerase II cis-regulatory region sequence-specific DNA binding; DNA-binding transcription factor activity, RNA polymerase II-specific. The coding region runs from base 523 to 2244 and encodes 573 amino acids.
CACAAGGUUGCUUGUCAACUGCCAUUAAACCAAAGAAGAAGAAGAAGAAUUACUCGACACAAGCCUGGAAACCUCAGCACAUUCCCUCCCAUCACGAAUUGAAAGGUUGCUAGCGCGACCUCCUGUACUGUAGAAUGUAGUAUGGACCAUAGGACAUGACGUUAAGAAGCUGUGGAGGCCUAAGAUGCUCUACUAGUCUGCUGGAAAUCCAAAGAAGACGAAGGAGUAAAAAGCAAAAUGGCGUUUGACAGAGAAGGCCUAAACGUGGCCACUGGCCAUUAUUGUUUCUCUAUUUGUAUUUAGUGCAUACAUGUACGCAUAUAUGUCGUGUAGUAGAUGAAACAUUGUUAGUCAUUGUUUGUAUCCGGAUACAUUAGUCUGAGCGCACUUUAUCGCGUCUUGUGCUAGCUUAGCGUGCUAGUUAGCUUAGCUUGUUAGCUGCUAACAAAGAGACGCGGACGUUAUCAACACAUCGCUAAGUAGAGAUCAAAUGUGAGUGUCAAGUGUUGUGAUUGUGUGAAAAUGUGCGAAAGAACGAUAGCAAAGUAUGAUGAGGAACUUUGUCCAACAAAAGAGGAGAAGGAGCGACAACAUCAACUACAAGACGCUGUUUUCAAGAAACAUCAAGUUGUGUUACACAGAACAGACGUCCAGCAGCCCACUCACAUUAAAGAGGAAGAGGAGGAUCCACAGCCCGUCCACAUUAAAGAGGAAGAGGAGGAAGUGUGGUUCACUCAGGAGGAAGAGUGUCUUCUAGGGCAGGAGGAGGAUGAUGUCACCAAGUUUCCACUGACUGUUGUCUCUGUGAAGACUGAAGAGCAUGAAGACAAACCACCUGAGUCCUCACAGCUUCAUCACAGUCCAAAUGUCAAAGAAGAACUUCUACCUCAUGAGCAGGAGGAGGAACCACACUCCCCCCACAUACACGAGGAAGAAGAGGUACCACAUUCCCAACACAUUAAAGAGGGAGGAGAGGAGCCACAGCCCCCCCACAUUAAAGAGGAAGACGAGACGCCACAGACCCAUAGUGUUAAACUGACCCUUCACAUUACAGGGCAAGCGGAGGACCCACUGAUCUUACACAUCAAAAAUGAAGAGGAGGACCCGCUGACCCCUCACUUUAAAGAGGAAGAGGAGGACCAAGAGCCGCUGCACAUUAAAGAGGAAGAAGAGGAACACAGCAUCAGUCAAGAUGGAGAGCAUUUUGAAAGACUGAAGGAGUUCCCAGUGACUGGUGUCCCUGUGAAGAGUGAAGAUGAUGAGGUCAAAGGUAAAAGUGAAGAGAAGAGAGAGGCGGAGCCUCCAAGCAGCAGCUCAACACAACACAUGACAACAGAAGCUGAUGGAGACCACUGUGGAGGAUCACAAGCAGACAAGCUCUUAGCUCCACUAUCAGAUAGUGAGGACACAACGUCAAACUCUCCUGACACUGAUGAUGAAGACUCUAAAGAUGAUAAGACAUGUCACACUGACAACGCCCACUUGAAAUGUUCUCACUGUGACAAAACUUUUAAAAACCAUUGUCAUCUGAAAAGACACAUGAGAAUACACACCGGAGAAAAACCUUUUAUCUGUUCAAUCUGUAGUAAAGGUUUUGUUCUAAGUCAACAUUUGAAAGUACACAUGAGAAUACACACUGGAGAAAAACCUUUUAUCUGUUCAAUAUGUGGUAAAGGUUUUACACACAGUCAGAGUUUGAAAAAACACACAAUGUCACACACUGGAGAAAAAUCUUUUAUGUGUUUAAUCUGUAGUAAAGGUUUUGUACUAAGUCAUAAUUUAAAAGUACACAUGAGAACACACACUGGAGAAAAACCUUUUUCAUGUUCAAUCUGUGGUAAAGGCUUUACACAAAAUUCAUAUAUGGAAAAACACAGAAGAAUACACACAGGAGAAAAACCUUUUUCCUGUUCAACCUGUGGUAAAGGUUUUACACGAAGUCGGUGUUUGAAAGUACACAUGAAAACACACACGGGAGAAAAACCUUUCAUAUGUUCAAUCUGCGGUAAAUGUUUUGCACAAAGUAACAUUUUGAAAGUACACAUGAGAACACACACUGGUGAAAAACCUUUCUCCUGUUCAAUCUGCAACAGAUGCUUUUGUGACCGAUCAAACCUUGUAGCACACAUGAGAACACACACAGGAGAGAAAGUGUUGAGUUGCAGUGUGUGUGGUGAAAGAUUCUCUUAUAAGUACCAGUGUAAGAAACACAAGUGUGCUGGUGAGAACAGCAGCAGCAAAUGAAACUGCAGGAUUUGAAAUAAACUGUCAAGACUUUAAUUUGGACUCUCUAACAACAUCAGCACAUAUAACAUGUGUGACAUUGUUGUUUGUGUAACAAUCUUUUUAAUAUGCUUCUACAUUUGUAGAUUAAAUAUUUUAUAUUAGUGCUUUUUUCAGUCCAGUACAUGCAUUAAUGUGCAACAUUGUGUACUUUUAUUAAACAUUGAACAGAACAAUGACUGAAAAGGUGAGAGUAAACCAUACAAGACAUAUUUUACAUACAAUUAACAUUUUAUGUGUAUAUAUAUUCAUAAAACAAUUUUAGACGUAUUCAUAAGUGUUUUUAUAGGUGUUUGAAAUAUGGAAUUGUUACAUAUUUUUAUUUCAAAUUGUUAAUGAUCCUAUAGAUUAGCACCUUUAUAUAAUAUACAUAUUUACUGGUUCACAUCUGAAACAUCUGGAUCACUUCAGGAAGCAUGUUAUUAUUUACUUUAUACGUCAUUUGAGCAGUUGUCGUUCAUAAAAUUUUAAAAUGUGUGACU